ACAGUCCUCAUUAAAAUUCCCUGUCCGUACACUGAGCACGAAAACCUCCUCUCUCUUUUUUUUUAGUGGGUGGCACCGGCGUCCUGCGCGCCUCUUAAUUGCGCACCGAGCGUUAAAGGAGCGAUCACCGGAUCACGCUGCCUUGGAGGCGGACAGUCGCUGCCGGUGUUCACGGCAGCAGGGGGGGAAAGAGAGAGAGGUAAAGGUGGGCGCACAGGUCCAGAGGUCCGGCAGAAGGGUGUCGCCCCUUGCGCAUCGAGUCCAGCGCCCCGGACGCACCGCGGAGCCACACAGACACGAUCCGCGCCCGCAGUCCGCAGCCGGGGCUCAUGAUUUUGACAUUUCUCGGCGGGCAACAUGUGCGCCUGGACGGUGUGAAGUGUGACACGGCGGCUUUUGGGGAGCAUUUCUCUCGGAUACGCCAAGUACCCGACGAUACGGCGCACCUUGUGUAAUAGAGAACCAUGAGCACUGUGGAGGAGGAGCCGGACCACAUGAUACCAUGAAGACAAGCCUGCAGGUCCUGCGCUGCCAGCUGCUGAGUGUUCUAGCAUUCCUAGCACUGCCAGUAGGCCUGGUGUCAUCAGCACAGGAGCUGUACCUCAGCCAGACGUCCCAGGACUCUGUCUCCAUGGCAGCCACCCACAACAGCCCCCUGUCUCCCCCCAAACCUCCCCGACUGGAAUGGCAUCAAGAAGGCUCCAGUAGCGGGGAAUGGCCAUCCAAAAGCACGCAACCCGCAAACAUCAUCCUUCCUACUGCUGCCCUCCCUCCUUUAGCCUCGCUUCGCACCACCCAAACUUCCAGCCGCGAGGAUCCUCCCAUCUACGACGCAAACACUGUCAUCCCAAACACUGUGAGCACUGACAGCCGAGUGAAUCUGCCCAACUCUGAUACUGUAAACCAAGGCCUCAUGCACAAAUUGGUCAGGGUACCUCAAGUCCAUAACCCAGUUACUGUCAGCACUAACCAGGCCAGCAGCAGCAGCAGCCCUGAAUUUUCCAGCACAGCGUUCCCAAAUAUAGAUGCGGAAUCUGCUGCGAGAGGAGCUCCAAACCCCCUGACUCUUGCGUCCAACUCUGGACCGGACAGAGGGGAUACACUCGAUGCACACCACAUAGAGCCUCAGAAGCUGAGCGUGGAGGAACCCACCGACCCCAGGCAGCUUCCAGCUCGGCAGCCUUCCUCCCUGACCUCCCUCUCCUCUUCCUCAGCGGACGCCGAUGCCGCACGAGGCCUGAAACUCAGGGAGCAUGCCGCAGGAUCCCCAGAGCUCCCCGCCCACCACACCAUCACCCUGCGGGAGGUGCACGGAGUGAACGAACCCCCCACUGCUGAGCUGGUGGUGGAGCCAAAGGGGGCAUCUGUCAGUCCAGCUGAGAUCCCACCAGAGAAUCUAACCUCCACUGCGUCCAGCCCGGCCCAGUCCACAGAGCCGAGCCUCAAAUCACAGAACCCGACAGGCAUCCCAGUCAACCGCACUGCAACCAACGGGACCAGCACUGAGGAAGGUCAAGUGGUUCGAGGCAACGGCACAGACAGCCCCCCUGUGGGACACUUCCUGGGGAAUGUAACGGCGUUCGGAGGGCUGCCCUCCAACAGCAGCUCGGUCGAGGAUUCGCCCGCUCAGGGGAACAGCUCCGAGCCCCCCUCCACCGCCAGCGGGAACUUCUUGAACAGGCAGGUUCCGGCCACCACGCACGACCCCUGGACGCCCGGCAACAACUCGGGCCCCACCGUCGACUCCCCGCCGUCGCGCAUGACCAUCUGCUUGAGCAGGAUGGACAUCGUGUGGAUCGUGCUGGCCAUCAGCGUGCCGGUGUCUUCGUGCUCCGUGCUGUUGACUGUGUGCUGCAUGAGGAGGAAGAAGAAGUCGUCAAGUCAGGAGAACAACCUCAGUUACUGGAACAACGCCAUCACCAUGGACUACUUCAGCCGGCACGCCGUGGAGCUGCCCAGAGAGAUACACACUCUGGAGAGUGAGGAGCAUGACACCUGCCUACCCCCUAAUGGAGACUACAGCGGCAGCAGCGUGGUCCUGGUUAACCCCUUCUGCCAGGAGACCCUCUUCAUCAACAGAGACAAAGCUUCUGCCAUAUAGAGACAGAAAAAAAAAAAGAGAGAGAGAGGCGCUGCUGGAUUCUCCUCCUUUACUCCCCCUGCUGUUGUUGUCUAUUUUAUAUAUGUGGUAAAUAUUCAGAGACUUUUGACUUUAUACUGUAUAUUACAAACACAAAGAGCAACCUGAGAGAAGAGCGAUGUAAACAGACACUAUUUACUAUGAGGAUGCACCUGCAUAUUUUUCUGAUGUACAUUUUCUACAAAAAGGCUUAAUUGUGAUAAAGGUUUUUAUUGUCUUUAUAAAAUACAGAGUAUAUGUGGUUUUGUUUCAUUACAGUGGCUUGAUGGUGAGUGCACUGCGGAUGUGGCCACAUGAAAUCUGCUUUAGAGAGAGAAAAAUGUGCUAUGAAGACAUUUAAGCUGUUCUUUGUAAUUUUAUUUUACUUUUAAAAAUCAAUCCCAAAAUACUUAUAGCCUGUUGAACUUGAAUAUAGCACCUACAUAGUUGGGGGGAAAACAGAGGAGAUGUGGAAUAAAUGCUGGAUGUGAAAUCAGGGCCCGUAUUUAUCGAACUUCUAAGAAAACAAAUAUAUAUAAGAAUCCUCCAAAAACUAAUUAACUGAAAGUAAAGAGAGAUUUAAAGACCCACCUUUAAAUAGUAAGAGUUUAUUCGACAUGUUACUCAGUGUGAUGCUAUUAUGUAAAAAGUUAAUUUUCUGUCUGAACAAUCUUUUUUGCAGUUAAGCUGCAAAAUGAACACUACAUAUCCAAUAUAUUAAGAAUAUAUCAUUAAUUUUUCCUAAAAUUUUUAAUGUUCUCCUCAUAAAAUCACUUUCUUUCACAUGAAAAAUGCUUUAAGUGAUAAAUAAGUAAACAAAAAAAAGUACUGAUGCAAAAUUGAAUAUAACAAUCAUAAAAACGUGAACUCAAACAUUAAGAAAACGUGCGUAAAAAAUAAAUAUUAACUUAUAUAUAGGGAUUAAACAAUAGGAAAUUGGAUGAAAUCUAAACAAAAACAUAACCAACACAGAAAAGGAAAGAAACCUUGCUGCUGGUAGAUGAGCUACAUUCUAGAAAUGAUUUAAUAAUAUAUAACUCUUUGACAAGUGCAUUAAAAAUGUAGAGAAAAUGAUUCCAAAUACUUUGUUGUUGUUUUUACCCAUGACUAAUGCAGAGAGAAGAAAGAAAACGGAGUGUAACAUCCUGUUAGAUGUUAAUUAUAUGCUUUUACAUACGCAAAUACAUCACGCUUCAGCUGCUGUAGUCAUCGAGAAUGUAUGUAUGUAUGAAAGCUCUCUGAAAUACCUGUUUGUUUUUAGCUUUAAAACAUGUUUGACGAUUAGUAAAAGUGAAUCCCAUAAGGGUUUUUUAUCUUUCAGCAGUUUGAUAAAUACGGGCCCAGGUUUUAUUGGUCAGUUUGAGCAGAUUAUUUGAGUGAUUUUCAGAUGUUAGUCAAAUAAAAUGGCUUUUCCCCCUCAUGUGUCACCAGCUUCUCUGAAGAGGGACCACAUAGAUGUCUUAACUCCUUAUGUUGGCCCUUUAUAUAUCAGUAUGUGUGUGAGAAUGCCCAGUUCGUGCAUGUAAACGUGCACUGAAGCGUGCGUGUGAACAGAUAUGUCGCCCCACCCCCCUUAGCCAAAUCUCACGGUUAUUUUAAGUCAAAACAGACUUAGUAUCACUUUCGGCUCAGUUUUAUCUGUUUCUGUGUGUGCGUCUGUCCCUGUGUGUGCCUCUGUGUGUGUCUGUCACUUGUCUAUAUCGUGGAGUGGCUACUGGUUUUGUCCCAGUGUGAGGAAAAAAAAAAAGAGUUUCUCACCGCUGUAGGAAACAAUUAGACCAACCUUGCUACUGUAAGUGUCUCCCUCCAUAAACAAAAUGUGUUUGUCCAUGUGUUUGUUGAACUGCUGAAUGAUUGUGAAUUAGUUGCUGGACCACUGAAUACGUGUUAAGAGACCUUAAACCAAGAAAAACAGCGAGACAAAUAAUGUAUGAUGAAUAUUUACUGUGAGCACACACAGAGGCGGUUUAAUCGAACAUUUGAAUGUUCCGUUGCGUUUUUGAACCUGUGGUCCUUCUGUCAUCUGUUUUACUUUGCAUUGCUGCAGUUUUAUUCAGUAAUCAAUGCUGCCUGCCUCUGUCGUCGCUAAAGAUUUCCUGCAUUGUGAGAUGUUGUUCUGAAAUCACUGAGUGAAAAAAAGGUGAUGUUGAAUAACGCAGUUAAACAUAUUGAUAUUUCCUGCAUCGGAUGCUCACAGCUGGGCUUGUUGUUUUGCACGCUCAAAAAAGUGGAUAUUUUACAAAACGUUCAGUGGCACGGUGGAGCAGUGUUCAACAUUAUGUAUUUUUUGUACUGUAGUAUACACUGUACUUUUUACUGCUGAGCAAUAAAACAAAGAAAAGACGUGGA
This is a messenger RNA of Stegastes partitus (bicolor damselfish), 4468 nucleotides long. It is a transcript of the gene tmem108, whose product is annotated as transmembrane protein 108. The transcript has 5 exons. Gene Ontology annotation, biological process: postsynaptic density organization; dendrite extension; retrograde axonal transport. The record is from RefSeq and is a predicted model, not a curated record. Gene Ontology annotation, cellular component: endosome membrane; early endosome; postsynaptic density. Lineage: Eukaryota; Metazoa; Chordata; Actinopteri; Pomacentridae. Bases 503 to 2101 code for a protein of 532 amino acids.